AUGAAUUUUAACUUUUCAAAUACAUCUUCAUUUCCUUCUUCAAAUACACCGACCCUCAACUUUGGUUCAUCCACAACUGCAAAACCUUUCGGAUCAGCAGUUUCUACAUUAGGUACAAGCUCUAAUACUCCAUCAUUUGGGGCUUCAACAGGCUCGGUUUUUGGUAAUACAUCUGCAGCUCCUACAUUUGGCAGUACUUCAUCUAGUUUUGGCACAACUCCUGCAUUCGGUACUACUAAUGCUGCUCCAUUAUUCGGUUCAACAUCAACUGCUCCUGCAUUUGGAACUUCUAAUGCACCUACCUUGGGUACAACCGGAACAAGCUUUGGUUUUGGAGGUUUCGGUUCCACUGGACAAACAACAUCAAGUGGUUUAACUGGAUUCGGCUCAUUAGGAACUACAAAUCCUACUUCAGGAACAACAGGUUUCAGUACAUUUGGUUCUUCAACACCAAGCACUGGUUUAUUUCAAGGUUUUGGUUCGACAAAUACUGCACCAGGAACAGGUUUAACAGGAUUUGGAACUGGGUUAGGUACAAAGCCAGCUACUACAUUUUCAUGGGGUUCUUCCAACUUUAACCUGCAACCACAACAAAAUACAAUAGAUCCUAAUCAAGCAUUGUACAAUGCAGUAUUCAAUUGUCAAGUGUUUGGAGAUGAAAGGGAUAGAACUUUGAGCCGAUGGAAUUUAGUACAAGCUUUAUGGGGAACUGGAAAAGGGUAUUAUAGUCAACAAGCUCCACCGGUAGAAUUUAAUAUGAAAAAUCCAUUAUGUCGAUUUAAAGCAGUUUGUUAUAGUAAAAGACCCAGAACGGAAAACAAAGAUGGUUUGGUAGCUCUCAUAUUUAACAAAAAAGAAAGCGAAAUAAGAAGUUUAGAAGCUCAAUUGCUCACAAACCUAAAUAACAUAUUAGGAAACAAAUGUAAUUUAGUACCUUCUGUAGAAAGUAUAAAAGCAUUUUCCGAAACAAAAACACUAGUGAUCAUUUAUGUCGAAGAAAAAAUUGUUUCUUCACCAAACAGGAAAAUUCCAGCUCUCGAACUGUCUGCAUUUUUAACUCAACCUAUGCAAAAACAACAAUUAACAAAUCUUCAAGUAGAAAAUAUAUAUCCGCAAGUUGAUCCUGGUCAAGAGUCGUUAAAAGAAUAUUUGGAUAAUCCGCCGGCAGGUUUCGAUGCGAGACUCUGGAAACAAGCUCAAGAAGAUAAUCCGAUGCCUGACAAACUUAUUCCCGUGCCUUUGGUUGGUUUUGCUGACGUACGUUGGAGAAUGAAGUGUCAAGAACAGGAAACGGCUCUACAUCAAGCUUUCCUUGAUAAAAUAGCCGAAGAGGUUGCUGAUUUACAAAGGAAACACACAGAAACAUUAGCCAAAAUAUCCGAAUAUAGAUUAAAAUUUUCGGAACUUCAACAUAGAAUUUUAAAAAUAAUGAUAAUACAAGAAAUAUCUAGAAAAAUGGGUUUAUCACUUUUACCGGAAGAAGAAAAAUUAAAAACUCGUUUCGAAGCUGUGUCCGCGACGGUUAAUUCAGCUUCUUUUAAGAAUCGUUUAGCUACACUUACGGAAGAAGUUAAAUCUCAUUCUAAAAGUAAUAAGGAACCACAAAGGUAUAAAAUGGAUUCCGAUGUGAUAGCCGACAUUAAACAGUUUUUAACGAUGGAGCAAUCAGGUAUGACACACGUAAUAAAUAUAAUUCAGGCUGAUUUGUCAGAUAUAAAACAUAUAAAAGAUGGAAUGCUGAAAAUUCUUCAAGGGCAAAUUCACUAA
Molecule: messenger RNA, 1767 nt
Organism: Pediculus humanus corporis (human body louse)
Lineage: Eukaryota; Metazoa; Arthropoda; Insecta; Psocodea; Pediculidae
Product: Nucleoporin p54, putative
Exons: 11
Coding region: 1-1767 (588 amino acids)
Biological process (GO): protein localization to nuclear inner membrane; NLS-bearing protein import into nucleus; nuclear pore organization
Cellular component (GO): nuclear pore; nuclear pore central transport channel
Molecular function (GO): structural constituent of nuclear pore
Source: RefSeq, a predicted model, not a curated record